Molecule: messenger RNA, 3870 nt
Organism: Larimichthys crocea (large yellow croaker)
Lineage: Eukaryota; Metazoa; Chordata; Actinopteri; Sciaenidae
Gene: dvl2
Product: dishevelled segment polarity protein 2
Exons: 15
Coding region: 438-2741 (767 amino acids)
Biological process (GO): canonical Wnt signaling pathway; intracellular signal transduction
Cellular component (GO): cytosol
Molecular function (GO): frizzled binding
Source: RefSeq, a predicted model, not a curated record
UUGGUGGUGGUGGGGUACGUGAUGACGUCACACGCCGCGUUGGCUCGCAGGAAAGUGGUGAAAAGUUUUCGGACCCCCUCCCCUGAAUGUUUUUGUUGGGGGAAAAGUUGUUGGUAGUUAGGUCGUGUGAAUGUAGCGUGUCCGUCCGUCUUUUCCGCCCCUUCCUUCGGUGAAACGGGGGGAAUGAAAUGCGAGUUUUUCUUUUUUUAACUUUUUUUUGUGAAACUUUUUCCUCGGGACAUAAAGAAACAGUCGGGGACAGCGAGCUUUCCUCGGAGCCUCACGCCGCUUUCCGCGUCCUCUGGCUCGGACUGAAAAAUCUCAGAGUGGCCAUCAUCGUUUCACCUCUGCCGCUAGCCUAGCUGGAGCUAACACUACAAAGUUAACGCUACCUCGCCUCUGUGACUGUGUGUGUGUGAGCUAAAGCAACCGGAGACAUGGCGGAAACCAAAAUAAUUUAUCACAUCGACGAAGAGGAGACGCCGUAUUUGGUGAAGAUACCUAUUGCUGCCGAAAAUAUCACUUUGCUGGAUUUUAAACAGGUCCUGAACAAGCCAAACUACAAGUUCUUCUUCAAGUCUAUGGACCAGGACUUCGGGGUGGUGAAAGAAGAGAUUUCCGACGACAGUGCCAAGUUGCCGUGUUUCAACGGGAGAGUGGUGUCAUGGUUGGUAUCUUCAGACGCUCCAGCAGCAGAGCCUCCGGUUGCAGUCGUCCCCCCUGUGGAAACGCCGACCCAGCCUUCGCCUCCUCCUCCGCCCCUCCCACCCCCACCUGCAGAGAGGACAGGGGGCAUCGGGGACUCCAGACCGCCCUCCUUCCAUCCCAAUGCUACAGGCAGCGUGGAGACCUUGGACGACCAGACUGAAACCGAGUCUGUAGUUUCUUUCAGGAGAGAGAGACCUCGGCACAGAGAGAGCAUGGAGCAGCACGGGCCUCGUAUGAACGGCCAGAGUCGACUGGAGCGCCACCUGGCAGGAUAUGAGAGCUCCAGCACAGUUAUGAGCAGCGAGCUGGAAACCACCAGCUUCUGCGACUCUGAGGACGACGACACCAUGAGCAGGUUCAGCAGUGCGACAGAGCAGAGCACGGCCUCUAGGCUUCUUAAACGCCACCGCCGACGCAGGAAACAGCGCCCCCCGCGCUUGGAGAGGGCCUCAUCCUUCAGCAGCGUGACAGACUCCACGAUGUCCUUGAACAUCAUCACCGUCACUCUCAACAUGGAGAAGUACAACUUCCUGGGCAUCAGUAUUGUCGGCCAGAGCAACGAAAGAGGGGACGGAGGCAUUUACAUCGGCUCCAUCAUGAAGGGAGGAGCCGUGGCUGCAGACGGACGCAUCGAACCCGGUGACAUGCUGCUGCAGGUGAACGACAUCAACUUUGAGAAUAUGAGUAACGACGACGCAGUGCGGGUACUGAGGGAAAUCGUACACAAGCCAGGGCCCAUCAUCCUCACAGUGGCUAAGUGCUGGGACCCUUCUCCUCAGGGCUACUUCACUCUGCCUCGCAAUGAACCGAUCCGACCCAUUGACCCGGCAGCAUGGGUGAGCCACUCUGUGGCUAUGACAGGGGCCUACCCUCCCUUCCCAGGCAGCUCCUCCCUCAGCACCAUCACCUCCUCCUCCUCCGUCACCGAGACCGAACGUUUUGACGACUUCAACUUAUCACUGCACUCUGACAUGGCAUCGGUUGCCAAAGCCAUGGCCUCACCGGAGUCGGGUCUGGAGGUCAGGGACCGCAUGUGGCUUAAAAUCACCAUCCCCAACGCUUUCCUCGGCUCAGACGUAGUGGAGUGGCUCUUCCACCACAUCGAGGGAUUCCAGGACCGCCGCGAAGCCAGAAAGUACGCCAGCAACCUGCUGAAGGCCGGCUUCAUCCGACACACCGUCAACAAGAUCACCUUCUCCGAACAGUGUUACUACGUCUUCGGAGAUUUAAGCGACUGCGAGAACUACAUGGCCAACCUGUCCCUGAACGACAAUGACGGCUCUAGCGGGGCCUCAGACCAGGACACCUUGGCUCCCCUGCCUCUCCCCGGGGCCUCCCCGUGGCCCAUGAUGCACACCUUCCCCUAUCAGCCCUACCCCACACAUGCCUUCUCCAGCCAGCCACCUCCGUACCACGAGCUCACCAGCUACAGCUACGCCCCCGGCAGCACCGGCAGUCAGCACAGCGAAGGGAGCCGGAGCAGCGGAUCGACGAGAAGCGAGGGCGAACGACGUCGCAGCACUAAAGGACCCGGCAGCACCGUGGGUGGAGGAGAGAAAUCCCCCUCCGGCGGCGUCGGAGAAGGCGGCGGGGCCGACUCACGCUCCGGCAGCGGCAGCGAAUCCGAAUACUCCACUCGAAGCAGCCUGAGGCGCGGCCACGGUUCAGCCGCCCCCAGCGAGCACAGCCACGCCUCCUCCCAACGCUCACAUCAUCACCGCAUUGCCCAACCGCCCCACAUGUCUCCCUACCCGCCGGGUAUCCUGCCUUACAACCCCAUGAUGGUGAUGAUGGUACCCCAGCACGCGCACCCGGCCAUGGCGGCCGCUCACGCUCUUCCUCACACGCAGCAGAUGCCCACAGGCCCCAUGCACCCGGCUCUACCCCCACCGCCCUCUUCCACUCCAGGGGGACCUCCUGGUGCUCCACCCACCCGCGACUUGGGCUCCGUACCCCCAGAGCUGACUGCGUCGCGGCAGUCAUUCCACCUGGCCAUGGGGAACCCCAGCGAGUUCUUUGUGGAUGUCAUGUAGUUUUUCUGUCUGGGUGUUGAGUGACCAUUCAUGUGAAGUUAGUGUACGGUUCCCACUUGUUUUGACGAGGAUCUGGUGGUAGCUUUUGGAGCUCACAAGGGGCCUAUCGAAUUCAGGGCUCUUGUUGCAAAUUUGGUGAUAACAGGGUUUAACAUUGACAAAAGAAUAAGACAAAUUAAAACACAGUUAAUGUGGAUAUGGUCUGACUGUAUGUCUGCAAAGUUUCUCUCAUCAGUUUUUCCUACUUUGUAGUCGGUAGUGAACUCUCAGUGCAGUACUUAAACCUAUCAGAGCUGCCCGGCACUCUGAUUUCUACAAUCCACAUAACGGAAAUGUCAGAUUUUAGGAAGGGAGGCACCUUCCCAAACCAGCUACUGUCAGAGCUGUCCAUCCAGGAAGCGCACAGACCACAGUUUAACACUAGAGGGUGCCAGGUACACUGUGUACUUGAAAGGAUACAAUCCUGUAUAAAUAUCUGGAUGAUCAUGCCAGAUUCGUUGGCAGCACAGGAGUAUAUCGAGUGCCUUACACUUUUUUUAUUUUUAUUUUUUUUAGAGACAUUUUCACACUCCAGGUACAUAAAAAAAAAAAACUCCUUGUUCCAGCAUUGUUUGACAAUGAACGUAUCUGUAUAUAUCUACUACUCCUUUUUAUGUAAAUGCAACAAUACAGAACAAGCAAGCUCUAAUGUGAAAAGAAAAUAGGUCCAAAAAAAUGUCAGGUGAACUUGUGUUUAGUAAUCACUGUCUAGGCCUAGUCGUCAGAAAAAAAACUCUUAUUGUGAGGAGUUCUCGGUGUGGGACUGUAGAGGCUUUAACGGUACUAAUAGGUGAAAAGACAAAAACGCUGAAAGCGGUACUUUCUGAUUACAUACAGUGUAUAUCUUUAAGUAACUGUGAUCCAAACGCCCAGCUCCCCAUGCUUAUUUUUAUGUUACUGACUUGCAUUAUUCACCCAUUUCAUUUUUUGUAUGAGUGACUAUAUUAAAAUCAUGUAUAACCGAACUAUUAAGGUGCUAAAUGAAGAUUCAACAUUUUCAAAAAGAAUGACAUUGACAGUGUCACAUUGUUUGAUUUCAUAUCGCCACCUUUUGUUUGUGUAUUUGAGAAUAAAUUUGAUACUUACAUAC